AUGCCAAUGAUAGCUGCGGGAUCUUGGCAGUACAACAUUUCAGAGGCCUACCAGUCUCACAAGCUCGCCAUCAAAGCUGGGUUCACCAUGGUGGACACUGCCUUGGACUACCACAACCAGCAGGGUGUGGGCCGCGCAAUCAACGAAGCAGGCGGGCGGGAGAAGAUAUUUGUUGAGACGAAGGUUCCAGGUUGCGGGAUGGAUUCCACGAUGUUGAACGUCUUCAAGUGCUACGAAGACACCAAGCGAGACCUGGAAACGGAUCUGGCGCAGCUAAAUCUCUCCUAUGUUGACCUGGUGAUCGUUCACUUCCCCCCUAUUUCUUCCAUGGUUACCAGGUCAUGCAAUAGCUGGUCAGGAGGCUGCCAGAUGGUUCGGGCACAGUGGAAGGCCUUGGAAGAGUUCUACAAGCAAGGCAAAGCGCGCGCUAUAGGAGUCUCUAAUUAUUGCCCCAGCUGCUAUGACUGCCUCAAUUCUACAGCCACGGUGCUCCCCAUGGUGAAUCAGGUAGAGCUGCACCUGGGCAUGGGAACCGAUCCGGAAGGAUUCGUGUCCUACCACAAAGCUCGAGGAAUCCAGCUGCAAGCGUAUAGCGUGCUGGGAAACAAUGCCAUCAGCCACAAAGCCAGUCCAGAGAUCUUGACUGGCAACCUGACCACAAGCAUUGCCAAAGCGCAUGGCAAGAGCUCUGUGCAGGUGGCUCUGAAGUGGGUCGUGUCACAAGGCAUCCCUGCAGUGACCAAGUCCGCCAGCUCCGAGCACCUCAGUGCCGACCUGGACCUGUGGUCGUGGGACUUCACUCCGGAGGAGAGCGGGCAGGGGUCCCGGCAAUAUGCGCUCACUGGACUGGAGGUACUUGGCCUCCUUUCCGCGGUAGAGAGAAGCCUGACAAGCGCCCCCGAGUCACCGAACUCGACGUGUACCCAUGAACACGACGAGGAGCGAAUCUUAGGUCUUUAUAGUUUGGACAGCUCUUGCGAAACAGGGCAUCCAAAAUCGAGCUUUUGGCGUCGACUGCCAUACUGGCUAUGCUGUGGACAGGAGAAAGCCAAGGAUCUGGCAAGCUUUCAACUUUCGGAGCCUGCGCGCCGGGCCGCCAAGGAAUGCUUGGCACGAGCCCGCCAGGCGACUGAGGGCGACAAGCCCUUAAUGUGCUUCAUGCGCCAGGAUAUUCUGACUGGCAAGUGGGCUCAUUUCCAGCUCGGCACCUCCAAUGACAAGAAGCCACGCCAAACCGAGAGCAAGAGCAAGCAAGUGCAGAUGAAGCCCAUACACGAAGAGCCCGAUCAGCUCGAAGGAUGCCCCUUCUGCGCCUGCCACGCCUCUGAAGCUGCCGACGUCUUGCGCUUCGAGGAGCUCAAGAACGGAGAGGCAGAGUAUGCUUCAACAUGGCAAGCUCUCAAAGAUCACUUUUGGUAUGCAGCCGACACCUACGCUGGCCAUCGGCUGGUUCGGGACUGGUCACGGCCCGAUCCUUCUCGACACUGGCAAGUUCGGGUGGUCAGGAACAUCUUUCCCAGCAUGAGCGUGCCGCGAGAAUUCUAUGAGGACGACCAUGAGGGAGGUUUUCUGGAAGACACAGCUGGCAGCAUGAUAAACCCUGCCGUGGAGCAUCCUCUGUACUUGCAAGUACCCGGAGUCGGCUUCAACGACGUGGUCAUAGAAACGCCGUGGCACAACAUGUGUGCAGCCCUGGACAGGGAAGAGUCCAUCGCCCUUACCCUGCGUGCGAUUGUCAUCCGUGGGAGGGAGCUGAUGCAAAAUCCGCUGGUGCGAUAUGUGUCGGUGUUCAAGCAACAUAAAUGCGGAAGCAUCGUGCACGCACACUGGCAAAUCAUCACGACUCCGUUUGUCCCGAGCUCCGUAGACGUGCAGCUGAUACGUGCAGCUCGGCUUCACCGGCGCUUCAAUGCUUGCAUCGGCUGUCAGGUUCUAGUGUCAGCUCCGACUGGCUCCGACUUGGCCAGCGAACGGUUGCUCCUUGAGACGCAGCACUUCGUGGUCUCGGCGCCAUUUGCCUGUCGCGAACGCUGGCGGCUGUAUUUGGCCCCGAAGCGGCAUUCGCCGGACUUCUUUGCCACCACAGAAGAUGAGCUCGUUGACCUGGCGCAUGUGUUGAAGAAAGUGCUCCAGAUGUAUUACCACAAGCUUAGCGACUGCCCUUUCAACAUUGCUGUUUGGACCCGGCCGACCAUUGUGAAAGAUGAUUCCUUGUUUGGUGCUUUCAGGUGGCAUUCAGGCGCAGAUGAUUGCAGCCACUUCCACUGGUACAUCGGCUUCUACCCCAGGGGUAAGCCUACUCCGCAGGGCUUCAAGAAUGCCACAGACAUCGCCCCAAUGAAGACGCUUCCUGAAGAUGAUGCAGCAAUCAUGCGGCAGUGGCUGACAGAACUGCAGUGA
Messenger RNA from Symbiodinium pilosum, 2400 nucleotides. The record is from the annotation of a GenBank genome assembly. NCBI's taxonomy places the organism in Eukaryota, Dinophyceae, Suessiales, Symbiodiniaceae.